Messenger RNA from Triplophysa rosa, 2299 nucleotides. RefSeq names its product coiled-coil domain containing 181 (gene ccdc181). Gene Ontology annotation, molecular function: microtubule binding. The coding region runs from base 210 to 1697 and encodes 495 amino acids. NCBI's taxonomy places the organism in Eukaryota, Metazoa, Chordata, Actinopteri, Cypriniformes, Nemacheilidae. The record is from RefSeq and is a predicted model, not a curated record. The transcript is spliced from 6 exons.
CCAGCAGAGGAUUAGAGCGACCUGCUCUCCAAUGUACAGGUGCGCAGAGACCGACUCCCUGGAAUAUAUAGGCCGACCAAUGAGUUGUUGAUAAUUGUUUUGAGGAUAACACAAGACAGCAACAGACAUCAGUUGUGGUGGUUUCUUUUCUGCUCCAUUUGUAAUUUGCUUUGCUUUAGUGGGGAUCUUUUUAUGGUGAGGAACACAGAAUGAGUGUUUCUGCAGUGAAAAACGGACACGAUGAGUACGAGGAUGAUUUUGAGAAAGACCUGGACUGGCUUAUCAGUGAGGAGAGCAAGAGAGAGGAACAGGAUCCUGAUGAUUAUGAUAUCGAAGCUCAGAUUGACAAAGAACUUGAAGAAGAAGAGUUUAAAGGAGACCUACAGAAGGAAGUGCACAAAAAUGGAGAUUUGGAAGAAGAUGGAGAGGAAAGAUGGCCAACGCCCAUGGAGCCAAUAGAGGGUGUGUUAGAUCCUGUCAGGGACAACCUUGUAACCUCACCGUUGAAGAAUGAUGAAGAGCUUGAUGAAGAGAAGAAAUACAUUUUAGAUAAGAUCCAAGAGGCUAACAAGCAACUGAAAGACCAAGAAGCUCCAGACCAGAGCCGCCACAGACGUCUGCAGUUUAAAGACACUUUGGUGGACUUAGUGGUGCCUGCUCAUGAGUUUGACACUCAGGAGAGCGACAGCGCCCUCUGUAGGGACUUAGAGGAAGAAGGGGAUGUAUCAGAACAAAUGCAAAAACUAAAUAUCUCUCACAUAGAGGUGACUGAGUCUGGAGAUUCUAAGGUUGAACACAAUGGGGGUACAAAGGAAGGACGGGUUUUGGUGGAAAAAGAUGGAAAGUUUGACCUGGUAAGUCUAAAGGAGGUGGAAAGUCAAGGACUGCUUCCUCCUUUAGCAACGUUUCAGGUUGAAAAUCAGCAAGCAUCCACAUGGCAGAGUGAACUUAGUAGGAGUCCUGUAUCUUCGCCGAGACAAAAAUCUACCUCGCCUUUUCCGCCCGGCAUUGAGUCCUUGUACGUCCCCAAACCUCCAACCAAGCGCAAGAACAGGCCUAGCUCUGCCAGACCGUCCCAAAGGGGAACAUGGGUCCCGGGCACCAAGCGUAGGGUUCAGUCGGCAAAUGGAGCAUCCUCUUAUUCUACUUUUACUCUCUCACCACAGCAGAAGGAAUUACUGGCCAAAAUUCAGGAGCAGAGAGAGAGGCAAGCAAAAGAGGAAGAGCAGAAGAGAAAAGAGGAAGAAGAGCAGAGGCGUCAGGAGAACGAGGUGGCCUUCCAGUCCUGGCUUAUGAGGAAGAGAGAGCAAGUACAUGAAGAGAGGAGGGUCCAGAAAGCGCAAGAAAUGGAGAUGAUGAGCUGCAAGAGAGACUGUGGUGACCCAGAGGAGGCCUUUAAAAUCUGGCUUCAGAAAAAACAGGAACAGCAGCUAAAAGAGAAACAGCUGGAAGAUAUGAAGAGACUGGAAAAGGAGAGUGGCUUUUGCCUGCAGAGCCGAGAGGAGAGCGAGAAGGCCUUCAGACGCUGGUUGAGACGAAAGCGUGCAGAGAAACGGGCAGAGCAGCAGGUGGCUCGAGAACGUUCCCGCAGGCUGGUGUUGGAAGAACGGAGAGCCAGACGCAUGCAUGACCUCCUCUGCACUGUCAAUGAGACCAAACUUUUCCGAUUCAGUGAUCCCUAUGGAUAUCGCUACUGAGCACACCCUACUAUAAACUUCAAACCAUCAUUGUGGUUUCUGCUGAAUGAGUCCAGCAUUCAUCAGAAUCUUUGUUUUCUGUUUUAACAUCUCCCUGAUACAGAGGAUGAAAGAGCAUGCAGCUCCGAACACAAACAAGACACCAAAAGACCUCUAAUCUUCUAUUCAUCCUUUUUUAAACAUAUACAGAGAUCAAACAGGUGCUUUAGUGGAUGUUCCGGUUCUUAAGAGGUAUAGCACUUGAAAUAAUUGCUAAACCCUGAUGAUUUAAUGAAGUUAUACAUGCUAAAUCAUUAGAUGUUCUCAUAUUUUCAUUUACCCUGUAGAUUGACAUUGGUCUACUGGAGACAUAUGAACAAUAGAAAUGCAGCAGUUCAGACCCAAGGCCACAAAGUUAAAGUAAUUCAAUCAUCUCCAUCCCCUGGGUUUCAGUCAAGUGGUCCGUAUGUGCCACAGGCAUUUUUGAUGGUUGUUCCUGGUCUGAUAUGCAGACACACUGUGCGUGCAGAGGCUUUUUUAUUCUGAAAUUGUACUUAUAAAUAUGUUAUUUGUUAAACAUAUUUACAUAAUACUCAACCUAUGUAACUACAAUUAAAUUAAUU